Molecule: messenger RNA, 1687 nt
Organism: Cimex lectularius (bed bug)
Lineage: Eukaryota; Metazoa; Arthropoda; Insecta; Hemiptera; Cimicidae
Product: calcineurin subunit B type 2
Exons: 6
Coding region: 132-644 (170 amino acids)
Molecular function (GO): calcium-dependent protein serine/threonine phosphatase regulator activity; calcium ion binding
Source: RefSeq, a predicted model, not a curated record
CUUCAGUAUUACAGCUGGUCCUAUUAUUGUUGCGUUUUUGAACCAAAAUAGAUAUUGUGUCUAGUUCGAAUUUUCACACUAGCCAGCUUUUUUUUUUUAAAGAAAAUAGUUCAAAAAAUCCACCUGCCGAUAUGGGAAACGAAACUUCUCUUCCGAUGGAACUCUGUUCCAACUUUGAUGCUGAUGAGAUUCGGAGACUGGGGAAGAGGUUUAGAAAGCUUGAUCUUGACAAUUCUGGAGCACUAAGUAUUGAUGAGUUCAUGUCACUGCCUGAGUUGCAGCAGAAUCCUCUCGUACAAAGAGUCAUAGAUAUUUUUGAUGAAGAUGGCAAUGGGGAAGUUGACUUUAAAGAGUUCAUUCAAGGUGUCUCACAGUUUAGUGUCAAGGGUGACAAAGAGUCUAAGCUGAGGUUUGCAUUUAGGAUUUAUGAUAUGGAUAAUGAUGGCUACAUAUCAAAUGGUGAAUUAUUUCAGGUUUUGAAGAUGAUGGUUGGUAACAAUUUAAAAGAUGCACAAUUACAACAAAUUGUCGACAAGACAAUACUUUUUGCGGAUAAAGACGAGGAUGGAAAAAUUAAUUUUGAUGAAUUUUGUUCGGUUGUUGGGAACACAGACAUUCAUAAAAAGAUGGUUGUGGAUGUGUGAACUUGCACCAAAAGGGCACCAAGUACUCAAUCCAAAUGUUAAUUAUAAAACAAAAUAUACCAAAAGUAAUAAGAUCCUUCGUCCACAACUUUGCUCUUCGCCCAGUUUGUCUCUUUGUUUGUUGUUUUUGGACAAACUGUAUGUGAAAUUUUUACCCAACAUGAUUACAUUAUAUUGAAAGAAAAGGACAAUUACAUAAUAUUUGUUGAAAUUAAUUUCAAUAUUCUUCCAUACUCCUGUUUUUUUCUUAAAUGAAUUUAAUAUUUUGAAACACUCGCACAUUAAAAUUUAAAGUAUUGCCUUUGUAAAAAUUAUAAUCAACAUUUUCUUAUUUAUAUUAGAUAAAAAUUGCUCGCACUAAUGAUUAUUAGAUAAAUAUAUCAUAUCCUCAUUAUAACAGCAUUGCAAUCCUUCACUUAAUUUUUUAAAAAAUAAAAUAGUUAAUUGUACUUAAUCAUAUCUAAAAACCUAUAUAUAUUCUGCAAUCAUUAUAUUUUUGCUUUUGACAUGUUCAUAAGUAAGCCACUUAAAAGUUAAAAGACAGGAAUGCAUGUUAAUUAUAUUAACUAGUCUUUAAAAAAUAUUAUUGGAUUGUUUUAUAACUGUUGUGCAAUACAAAUGAAUAUUUAUGCUUUAUUUUCUUCUUGUAAAUAUGUAAGAGAUAUUUGUUUAGAUUUUAUUUUAUUAAGUCAAACUGUAAUUGUUGAUAAGUUUUCAGGUAAGGUGUGACAGCAUAAUUAUUGAGAUGGUAUAGAUAAUGUAUUUAAAUUAGUAUUAUUAUUUAAAAAAAACUAAGUUUUUAAAAAUAAUCUAUUAAAAUGGUUUCUUUUAUCUAAAUUAAACAUCUACCUGGCUUUAUAAAUUGUUUAUCAAAACUCAUCUCUAAAAUAAUAAAAAUUUAAUGUACUUUUCAAAGUCAUUGAAAUCAUUUUAUUUAAACUUUAUUGUGAAAGUAAGUAUAGGAAGCAGUGUUAUGUUACUAUGUGUUGAAUAAAAAUAAUGGAUCUUUAAAUCUAACUUGAAUAAAUUCCAUUACUUUAAAA